UUUCAUAGCUAAUCUACAGUAGAGGCACCAAGUGCCCGAGUCGCUCAGACAUGGACGAGCAGGACACCGCAGCGAUCCUCCCGGGAGAUCUCAGCGCCGACUCUGACGGCGGGGAGGCUGGCGCGUGCGCUGCAGGAAGAUCACCGUGCCCGGUGUCCGUGGAGCCGGUGCUGUUCCUCUCCAUGUUCUCCGUGGCCCUGCAGACUCCCCUGUCCACGCAGUACCUGUGGGACCGCAUCAGCCAGGACCUGGGCUACAAUGGCUCCAAGAGUUCGGACUGCGGGAACAGCUCGGCUCCUCCGGACCCGCUGCAGAAGGAAGUGCAAACUUUGACGGCCCACUGGAACCUGUACAUCAAUCUGGGGGGCUUUUUGGUUGGAAUAAUGGUGGUGCCCUUCUUGGGUUCGUGGAGCGACGUCGCAGGUCGCAGACUUGUCCUCAUCCUCUCCAACCUCGGCAUGGCGCUGCAGGUGGGGGUCUACCUCGUGGUGAUGUACCUCCAGCUUCCUGUGGUCUACUUCUUAGUGGGCCGGCUGCUGAGCGGCCUCUCGGGGGAGUUUAACGCCGUGCUGGCUGGCUGCUUCGCCUACGUGGCCGACGUCAGCGACAAGAGGUCCCGCACCUUCAGGGUGGCGGUUUUAGAAGCCUGCCUGGGUGUGUCGGGGAUGUUCGCCAGCAUCAUCGGAGGCCAGUGGAGGCGGGCACAAGGUUACAUCAACCCUUUCUGGCUGGUCCUGGCCACCAACUUGGCCUCAGCUCUGUACGCCUACCUCUUCGUUCGUGAGUCCGUCCAUCCAGACCCAAGCGCCAAGCUCCUCACCACUCGCCACCAUAAAGCCGUGUGGAAGCUGUACUCGACGGGAGGUGGCAGCGGAGGCGGGCGGUUUCACCGAUGCAAGCUGUGGCUCUACACUCUGUGCUUCUUCCUGGUGGUGACGGUUCACCAGGGCAGCAGGGAGCUGUACGUGCUGUACGAGCUGAGCUCCCCGCUGUGCUGGGGCUCGGCCCUCAUCGGCUAUGGGUCGGCGGCGCAGCACCUGGCUUACCUGAGCAGUCUGCUGGGGCUGAAGGUCAUGCAGCGCUGCCUGGAGGACUCCUGGGUGGCUCUCGUGGGUCUGGCCUCAAAUAUACUCGGACUGGUGGUGUUUUCUGUCGCUGACACCACCCCGCUCAUGUUCACAGGUUACGGUUUGUGUUUCCUCUUCAUGGCUGCGACUCCUGUCCUCAGGUCAAAGCUGUCCAAGUUGGUGGACCCAUCAGAGCAAGGCGCCCUGUUUGCCUCUGUGGCCUGUGUGGAGGGCUUAUGUUACCUGGUGGGCAGCAGCCUCUUUAACUCGCUCUACCCUGUCUCCCUGCACUUCAUGAAGGGCUUCCCUUUCCUUUUUGCUGCCGUCGUCCUCUUCAUCCCUGCUGGAAUCAUCGGGGCUCUGCAGUGUUUCGACCAGAGAAGAGACCCCUCAGGGUCCUGACGGAGCAGACUUUUUUAACGUAUAUGAGGAAAGGUGCGGAGCAAAAAGGGAUUCUUCCAUCCAGGGACGCUAAAACUAUCAAGACUGAAGAACGACUGAACCAGCUCAGGGCUCGUUCCACC
Nematolebias whitei (Rio pearlfish) is the source of this 1591-nucleotide messenger RNA. RefSeq names its product solute carrier family 46 member 1 (gene slc46a1). Gene Ontology annotation, molecular function: transmembrane transporter activity. NCBI's taxonomy places the organism in Eukaryota, Metazoa, Chordata, Actinopteri, Cyprinodontiformes, Rivulidae. The record is from RefSeq and is a predicted model, not a curated record. Gene Ontology annotation, cellular component: plasma membrane. The coding region runs from base 51 to 1469 and encodes 472 amino acids. The transcript has 6 exons. Gene Ontology annotation, biological process: transmembrane transport.